CUCCGUUGCUAUGCUUCAGGCACCGCUUUGCCCCUGUGGCGUGCUCAACCCGAACGAGGUUCGUUGGGGUCACUUGACCGCUUCAUUCGACAGCCAACGACUCAGACAAGCACAGCAGAGCGUCUCUCAUCUCUUCCAGCAAGCACUCUUCUAAUCAUGGGAUUCUUCUCGUCCGACUCUGAUGAAGCUCAGGCACACUCCAAGGUGUACGGUGAUAAGUUCCACGAGCACAAGGCGAGCCUGACCCACGAAGGUAUCGCUGCCGCGGCUGCCUACGAAGCUACACGUAGCUACGAGAAGCACCAAGCCGCAAAGGGNGAGCCGAUCAAGCACGAAAAGGCAGUCGCCGCCCUUGCCGCUCUCGCCGCUGCUGCUGUCGAUGGCCUCGUUGAGACAAAGGGCCUGGACGCUUACGACCGCGAGAAGCUCAAGUAUGACGCCAAGAAGAAGGCCGAGGCUGCCUACGAGACCUACUAAGCUCGUCUGACAGCCCGGUCCGACCCAAGUUCAACACUGACGAACAAAGAGAAGAGAUCACGCAAGAACGACAAGCGUAGAUCGGCAAGGACUGUGAGCUUAGCCAGAGCUUCAACGCUCUUCCGGA
Mixia osmundae IAM 14324 is the source of this 604-nucleotide messenger RNA. RefSeq lists its product as uncharacterized. NCBI's taxonomy places the organism in Eukaryota, Fungi, Basidiomycota, Mixiomycetes, Mixiales, Mixiaceae. The transcript has 4 exons. The record is from RefSeq and is a predicted model, not a curated record. The coding region runs from base 157 to 477 and encodes 106 amino acids.